This is a messenger RNA of Didymodactylos carnosus, 240 nucleotides long. The record is from the annotation of a GenBank genome assembly. Lineage: Eukaryota; Metazoa; Rotifera; Eurotatoria; Philodinida; Philodinidae.
AUGGACAAGCCGCAAAUGAUGAAUGCUGAUCAAACUGCUCCCGAAGAAUUAGCUGCACAACCAGUUCAACUACCGACACAUCCAUCCGAAAUAGCGGACCUUCCACCACCCAAUAUCGUCCCCGAUGGUGUCUCACCACCAGUCCGCCAUCCACUCGAUCCAUUAACAGCGGGUAAGCAAUUUACUCUUCGUAUGUGGAACAAUCAUGAAUGUAUUUCUCUUCAGAUAAGAUCAAUCUGA